Polistes canadensis is the source of this 1680-nucleotide messenger RNA. RefSeq names its product NF-kappa-B-repressing factor. The record is from RefSeq and is a predicted model, not a curated record. Gene Ontology annotation, molecular function: nucleic acid binding. NCBI's taxonomy places the organism in Eukaryota, Metazoa, Arthropoda, Insecta, Hymenoptera, Vespidae. Bases 140 to 1426 code for a protein of 428 amino acids. The transcript is spliced from 9 exons.
GACAAAAAAACAGGAACGAAUACAUAAACGAGUGAAACGAAUACAAAGGAACAAGGAUCAAUAGAAGUGGAUUAAUUUUUUCAUACUUGAAACAAUAUUCACCGCUAGAGGGUGCACACGUUGGGUCACCUGAUCAAAGAUGUCAACCGAACGGAAAGUGUACCGCGAACUGUUUUUCACAUUGUUUAAGUGUAUACACAUAUCAUAUCUAAAUCAAAGGAUGAGUAGAUCAACAGAUUGGGACGUAGAACAAUAUAAAACGGAGCACGAAUGCGACGAGCAUUGGGAAUUAAGACGUAAAUUUUUAAUAACUCAUAAGGAUAAGUUUCCAGAAGAUGAAUUACUAUGUUUAGCACAAGUCUUUACCAAUGUUGAGAUUUUAGGUUGCAGAUAUCCUAAAGAAACUAUGAAUUUGAUAUCAGAGUUAGCCCAAGAUAUUGUAUGUGAAUAUAGGGAAAGAAAAAAGAAUAAAUUACAGAGAACAUUUGUCAAAGCAUCAGAUGCUGCCCGUACUAAGGCACAAGGUACAUCCAAAAUUCAAGGUAGUAGCACGGAGAAGAUGGAAACAAGUACAAAUGAUUCGAGCUCAAUUAAAAAUGAAAACAAGAUAGAUAACGUACCUGCUAAAAAAAAUAAACCAGACACGUCUCCAUUUGGAGAUAUGGUAUUAGUUGAAAGACCUGGUGAUUUACCGCAAACUAUACUUUCCUGCUCUGUCAACCUUACUGGUGGAAAUAUCCAAUGGAAAAUGAAUAAGGCGAAUAUAAACAAGUGGCAAUGUAUUAUUUUAAUUAACGAUAAACAAGUCACAGAAUGUUACGGCACAAAUCCAAAGCUUGCCAAAAAAGAAGCAUCGGUCAAAGCAUUACAAGAAUUACAAAAACAUUAUUAUACUAUCAAGAUUAAGAAUAAUUUUAUCGAAGAAUCUUGUGUGACAACAACGACAAUGCUGCAAAAUACAUCAUCACCGCAGGAAUCCGUUUCUGAUUCUAUUUCUGAUGACAACAUUGGUAAGAAGUUAAUGAGACUUAUGGGUUGGACUGGUGGAGGACUUGGAAAAUCUCAACAAGGGAUUAUCGAGCCAGUGAUCGUUAAACAACAAGUUAGUCGAGAUGGUUUAGGAUUGAAAGUUAAAUCAACAAAUCUACGCGAAUUUGAAUUUAAGUGUAGAGAAAUAUUAAAAAAAUAUCAAUCGGGUGAUUUGAAAACUGAUUUAGUAUUCUCUCCAGAAUUCUCCAAUGAAGAAAGAAUGAUAAUACACAAACUUGCGCGACAAAUGGGCCUAAAAUCUCAUAGUUAUGGUUCGAAAGAGCAAAGAAAAUUAGUCAUAUCUCGUAAAAUUGAUUUAAGGGAUUUAGUUAUCGAAUUGAAAAGUCUCGGUGGAAGCACAGACAAAUACGAGCUUAUAAAACCAAAUUCCGUUUAGGACCAAUUACAAAUAUAUAUAUAUAUAAACAUAUAUAUUUUAUCUUUCGCACUACUACAACAUGUGAGAUUCGUGUCCAAACUUUGUUUCAAACAUAAGCAUGGAAUACAGCACUGAACUUUGAUAUGCAGGUGUUAAAUCAUAAUGCAAGAAGUUAAAAGAGAUUUUCCAGUCUUAUAGAAGCAAUAUUAAAUGACAUUGAUAUACUUGUAGGUAUAUUACAAUUAAGUUUUAGCACAAAAAAAGUAAAAAAG